Molecule: messenger RNA, 351 nt
Organism: Sus scrofa (pig)
Lineage: Eukaryota; Metazoa; Chordata; Mammalia; Artiodactyla; Suidae
Gene: SST
Product: somatostatin
Biological process (GO): regulation of cell migration
Cellular component (GO): extracellular region
Molecular function (GO): hormone activity
Source: RefSeq, marked provisional
AUGCUGUCCUGCCGCCUCCAGUGCGCGCUGGCCGCGCUCUCCAUCGUCCUGGCUCUGGGCGGUGUCACUGGCGCGCCCUCGGAUCCCCGACUCCGUCAGUUUCUGCAGAAGUCCCUGGCUGCUGCCGCUGGGAAGCAGGAACUGGCCAAGUACUUCUUGGCGGAGCUGCUCUCUGAACCCAACCAGACAGAGAACGAUGCCCUGGAGCCUGAAGAUUUGUCCCAGGCUGCUGAGCAGGAUGAAAUGAGGCUGGAGCUGCAGAGAUCAGCUAACUCAAACCCGGCCAUGGCACCCCGAGAACGCAAAGCUGGCUGCAAGAAUUUCUUCUGGAAGACUUUCACAUCCUGUUAG